GGCCAACAGAACGUAGGAGCAGAGACUAGAGCAGAUGGUGUCAGAGCCUGGGCUGGACCAGCCUGACUGGACUCUAUCCCACCCCAGGAAGUGGGAGGGUGGAGACCCCGGCGUGGCCCACCAGAAGACACCCACCAGCCUGCUGCUGACCCCGGAGGGCACCUUCCACAGCUUUGGCUACACAGCCAGGGACUACUACCAUGACUUGGACCCAGAGGAGGCUCGAGACUGGCUUUACUUUGAGAAGUUCAAGAUGAAAAUCCACAGCGCUAGCGACCUCACCAUGAAGACAGAGCUAGAGGCCGUGAAUGGCAAGAAGAUGCCUGCCCUAGAUGUGUUUGCCCACGCUCUGCGGUUCUUCAAGAAGCAUGCUGUGCAGGAGCUCAGAGAGCAGUGCCCGUCCCUGCCAGAAAGGAACGCCAUCCGCUGGGUACUCACCGUCCCUGCCAUCUGGAAGCAGCCCGCCAAGCAGUUCAUGAGGGAAGCUGCCUACCUGGUAAGUGAAGGGAGGUCUACAUGGACAGAGGUUCCAAGAGGGUCCACCCUACCUGGAGGCAAAACAAAGUGCUGGACUUCAAUGCAGGGAGACCCGAGUUCUAGUCCUGCCUCAGACAUUUACUAGCUGUAAAAAUGACCUGGGACCAGUUACUUAACUGCUACCUGCCUCAGUUUGCCAUUUGUAAAUUGGGGAUAAUAAUAGCAUCUACCUCUUAGGGUUGUUGUGAUGAUAUAAGAAAACAUUAUAGACAGCAGCCUAUACUGCGUGAUAGGAGAGAGGGCAGGAACCAUCCUUCCCACCCAGCCCAGUCCAGCCCCUCAGAAUCUCUCAAAUUCCCAGUGAGGCUGCAGUAGUGUGGAAGGGCAGCUAGGUAGUUCAGUGGAUAGAGCACCAGGCCUGGAGACAGACCGU
This is a messenger RNA of Gracilinanus agilis (Agile Gracile Mouse Opossum), 910 nucleotides long. RefSeq names its product heat shock 70 kDa protein 12B-like. The transcript has 3 exons. The coding region runs from base 35 to 622 and encodes 195 amino acids. The record is from RefSeq and is a predicted model, not a curated record. NCBI's taxonomy places the organism in Eukaryota, Metazoa, Chordata, Mammalia, Didelphimorphia, Didelphidae.